UUCAGUUUCGUUUUCAGUCUCAUCCAGGCUGGAAUUGCGGCGAUGAACGCGACUAAAAUACACUAGAAAUCCGGUGUUCAACCCGACGAAGUUCAAGAAUCAAUACAGUGCGUGAAUACUCUGAAGGGGUUGCACGGUGGUGUGUGGCAAUAAAUUAGCUGAAAAGUCUGCAGAAUGAUGCAGUAGUGAUUACAUUUUUGUUCUUCUUCGUCCGGUGCCAUUGCGCGUAAUUAGGUUCGCUCCUUCGACUUCUACUUCGGGUACUAAUUGAUACGGCGCAAAUAUGCAAGCCGAGAAGACGGACAAUGAAACUGAGAAAAACGACACGAAGAUAGAGCAGAACGAUGCUCAGGCGGAGAAAAGCGACGCUGAAGUUGAAACGAAAGUGGAGACGAACGAUGCAAGUAAGAAGUCAGCCGAAGAAACAGUGACUAACAAAGCAGCAAAUUUGAAGAUCGAAGACGAAAGUGGAAGUUCGGCGCCUAGCAGUCCCAGUGCCACGCAGCCUGCAAGCUUUUUGGCAAGCUUUAAGGCGUUUUCGAAAUUCGGUGACCCAAAAAGCGACGGGAAACUGAUCACGUUGAGUCAGAGCGACAAAUGGAUGAAACAAGCGAAGGUGAUCGAUGGAAAGAAGAUCACUACCACUGAUACGGGCAUUUACUUUAAGAAACACAAAUCAAUGAAAUUGGGCAUUGAACAGUACAAAGCGUUUUUGGAAGAACUGGCUAAAAAUAAGAAGGUUGACUUAGCAGAGAUGAAGAAGAAAAUGGCCAACUGUGGGCCACCCGGAGUUACCGGUGGUGCUGUAGCGGGCAAAGCGGCUUCCACAGUGGACAGACUCACAGACGUCAGUAAAUACACAGGCUCUCAUAAACAACGUUUCGACGAGAGUGGUAAAGGCAAAGGAAUCGCUGGUCGGAAGGACCUGCCCGAUCAGUCCGGCUAUGUGCAGGGCUACCAGAAUAAAGACACCUACAAAGCCCACUAGCUUCAGAUUCGCGCGCUUCUGCGAUGUCUUUGACACUCUGUUGUCCCGUCCACGCACUUCAUACGAAACGCUACAUGUCGCGUUCUUGCCUCUUCACGUUCCUCGACUGGCACAAGGAUCUUCCGUUGCAACCUGUUGACACGCAGACAAUCGACAUAAGGAACGACGAUGAUCGGCAAACGCGUUGAGAGCUUUCCUCGAUGAUACCUUUCGGGCGACCCAACGAGGAAUUUCAAGAAUUUCGCUCAAGAUCGAUUUCCUUCGCGACGAACAGCGACUCGGGAAGCUGGUGAUGGUUUAUUUGGACGAUUAUGUUAUCAUAGAUGAUAAUGCAAUUUUGCAGAAUAGUUUACGAAACAUCUGCGAGUUGAGCUAUUUUAACGAAGAUACUUUUUCGUUGCUAAUCUUCUGAAUGCAAUUCCGAAGAUAUUAGAAUAUUCAUAGAUCGUACUGUUCGAAUUUUUGAUGCUACGCUGUGAACGUAGUUUAACUUUAUGUGCCUCAUUUGCUUUGUACUUUAUUUCACGUCAGUCGGCUCGUCAAUCGGAGCUUUUUCGCUUUUCAUAGGACCAUUUACGCCCGGUCGUGAUGCAAUUUCAAUGCGACUAAUCGUCGCGUUUCUAUCAUUGCUUCUCUGUACGAUUCUCAGUGAAUUCAAAGAGCGUGCGAUUUUAUCGCAAUAGGUUCGUUUAAAUCGAUCAUCCAGUUGGGACGAUAUGAGAACGAUAUAAAUUCUAUCCUAUUUUCAUACUAUCGUAGUUACGUUUCGCAUGGUUCCGAUUUAAUAUACCUGACUCGCAUUUCUUUUUUCUUGUACAUAUUGUACAACAGUUCGACAGGGUCGCAAGUACAAAUACUAUCGCUCGGUUUUCCUCGGUUUAUCAAGCGCGUGUUCGAUCGAAAGUUGAAAAGCUACUCGUCAAGGCAUUAGUUGGCAGAUACUCAAACUUCGAAAUUUCUUUUCUACGCUGUUCUGAAUCGUAGAUAGUAUAUGACACAGCAUGGAAACUAUAACAGUGUAGAUUUACGCUAAUGCUAGUCAGAAUUAGUCGAAGUUUAUCGAGAAUUUACGAAAAUUACUGGAACGACGAAAUCGAAGUUGCAGAGCAAACAAUUCUAAUUUCUUCUAUUAGGUUGAGUAAUGAGCUUACGUUGAGCGUUACUACAUUCGUAUAACAUUUAUCUACAAUCAAGGAAUAACUUUUUUAUCCUGUUUCUCUAUAUAAAAAUAUAUAUCUUUCAUAAAAAUACGCGUAUCUUUACAUUCUGCGAACAUUUUUGUGAUAUUCUUCGAAACGUUCUAAAAUACAUACGCUAGGCAGAGGCGAACGAACUUAUUACCAAACUCAACGCUUAAGUACUCGUACGUGCGCAUGUAUACUCUCUGCUAUCCUCUUCGAGGAUCAUCGCGCGGGUUUUUGGUGCAAAACUACUUUUUUAGGGCCCUCUUGCAUAAUAAUUUACUAAAUAAUAAUAUUCAUAAAUCGACUAGUUACAAGUUUCAAGUUAUACGCCACAAAUUUCCUUUUCUACAGCUUUAUAAUUUUUCAAACGUCAAAUAAGAUAAAAAAUUCACUUAUGAAAGCUUUCGUUUCUUUUAUCAGCAAAUUUAUUAAUAUUAUACUUGCAAUGAUAUUUAUUAGACUGCGAUUUUUUAUUAAUUAGAGCACUUGUUACAAUUUGUAAUAGGCGAAACAAAUCCCUAUAUAAAUUCUAUUUCUUUAAAUGUGUUCAGACGAACAGAAAUUUGUAUAGAAAUUCGCAAUUCGUGUAAUAUGGCAGAGUAAUUUGUAUAAUUUGACUAAUAACAUUGGUUCAAGUGUGUCAGAUUGUGAAACCGUAUAUGUACAACGUGUAUAUGGUCGACACGAAAGGUUGGAGUAUACGAUGGAAUCGUGAUUGCAUUAAUGUGAUUAUGCGAAUUUCGAGAUAUUUAUGGUUACAUACACAUUAAUCGAAUUAAAGUGUACUUAAAAGAUGACCGCCUGGCGCGCAAUGGCGGUAAGACCAAAAUCCGUAACUCUCUCUUGGUACUAAUUCUCCGAGAUAUUUAAAUGAAAGUCACCGUUUUCAAUUUGGAGGUACGACUGUGGAAGCGAAAAGGUACUUUUUUUUAUUAACGGGUAUUUAAAGAAUAUUGGAACAAAAAUAUUAUUUAUUCUAUGUUACAUCCUCAGAAAAAUACUGAAAAGAUUAUCGUUGAUUUAAUACUGUAAUAUAUUUGUUCUUUGUAUUCUUUAUAUGAAAUUUAUCUUGAAAAAUUCUUUGCAAUUUUGUUUUCAAUUUAGAAAAUCAUCUCGCUUUCACAAGAGUGCCAUCGUCGUAUCUGUAAAGCACUUUACGAGUUCUCUUUAAUCGAUGAAUGUACACUGUACACUUAUUUAAGCCAUUUAAGGGACAACGUACCUCGAUGGAUGCUCUUCUAAUUUUAGAAGACUUCUGAUCAUUCGAUAUAAUAAAGGCAAGUUGAAGGAA
Messenger RNA from Bombus impatiens (common eastern bumble bee), 3463 nucleotides. RefSeq names its product tubulin polymerization-promoting protein homolog (gene ringer). Gene Ontology annotation, cellular component: microtubule. The transcript is spliced from 5 exons. NCBI's taxonomy places the organism in Eukaryota, Metazoa, Arthropoda, Insecta, Hymenoptera, Apidae. The record is from RefSeq and is a predicted model, not a curated record. Gene Ontology annotation, biological process: microtubule polymerization; microtubule bundle formation; positive regulation of protein polymerization. The coding region runs from base 284 to 988 and encodes 234 amino acids. Gene Ontology annotation, molecular function: tubulin binding.